Molecule: messenger RNA, 1823 nt
Organism: Aquila chrysaetos chrysaetos
Lineage: Eukaryota; Metazoa; Chordata; Aves; Accipitriformes; Accipitridae
Gene: CASQ1
Product: calsequestrin 1
Exons: 11
Coding region: 585-1760 (391 amino acids)
Biological process (GO): regulation of skeletal muscle contraction by regulation of release of sequestered calcium ion
Cellular component (GO): sarcoplasmic reticulum lumen
Molecular function (GO): calcium ion binding
Source: RefSeq, a predicted model, not a curated record
CCUCCCUGUGCAGUGGUGGGGGGACAGGGAAUGCAGGGGUGUCGGGGUGCUACUGUCCCCCGCUUUGUGCCUUCGGCCCCUUUGGGGCUGGGAAGGGGCCAUGUGUCUGUGUGUCCCCGGCUGUGUCCAUCUGUCCCCUCCCGGCAAGGCCAAAAGGGGCUGUGUCUGUCCGUGUCCCCCCCCCCGCCCCGGGGGCCGUGUCUCUCCGUCCCCUCUGGGGCCAGGCAGGGACUGUGUGUCCGUCCCCUGUGCUGGGGCUGUUAGUCCCAGCCGGGCUCUGUCUGUCUGUCUUUCCAUCCCCGGACGCAAAGUCAUCAUCUGUCUGUCCCCAAGGCUCUGUCUGUCUGUACCCAUCUGGCUGUUGUCCAGCCCAGGGGCUGGCUGGCUGUCUCUCCAUUCCCUGGCUGUGUGUCCAUCUCUGCUCGUCUGUGAGUCCAUCUGUCUGUGGGUCCCAUCCCCAUCUGUCCCUCUGUCCAUCCCUCUCCGCAGGUCUGUAUCUGCCCGUCUGUCCGUGGGUCCCAUCCACCCACCUGUCUGUCCCCAUCCGUGUGUCUGUCCCCGUCCGUGGGUCUGCCUGGCGGGCAAUGGGGGUGUGGGGAUGGGUGCUGGCACUGCUGGUGCUGGGGGCCGGGGCCCCGGGCGGGGCAGGGGACGGCCUGGACUUCCCCACAUACGACGGGCUGGACCGGGUGCUGCCCGUCACCCUGAAGAACUACAAGGCGAUGCUGAAGCGGUUCCCAGUGCUGGCCCUGCUCCACCACCACCCCAGCCAGGGUGACCGGGCGGCCCAGCGCCACAGCGAGAUGGAGGAGCUCAUCCUGGAGCUGGCAGCCCAGGUGCUGGAGGACAAGGGAGUGGGCUUCGGCCUCGUGGACUCUGAGAAAGACGCAGCUGUGGCCAAAAAGCUGGGCCUGACAGAGGAGGACAGCAUCUACGUGUUCAAGGAGGAUGAGGUGAUCGAGUAUGAUGGGGAGCUGGCAGCAGACACGCUGGUGGAGUUCCUGCUGGAUGUGCUGGAAGACCCGGUGGAGUUCAUUGAGGGUGACCAUGAGCUCCAAGCCUUCGAGAACAUCGAGGAUGACCCCAAACUCAUCGGCUACUUCAAGAACAAGGACUCAGAGUACUUCAAGGCCUUCGAGGAGGCGGCAGAGGAGUUUCACCCCUACAUCCCCUUCUUCGCCACCUUUGACAGCAAGGCGGCUAAGAAGCUCACCCUGAAGCUGAACGAGAUCGACUUCUACGAGCCCUUCAUGGAGGAGCCACUGACCAUCCCCGACCGGCCCAACAGCAAGGAGGAGAUCAUGGCCUUCGUGGAGGAGCACAAGCGGGCCACUCUGCGGAAACUCAAACCCGAGAGCAUGUAUGAGACCUGGGAGGAUGACAUGGACGGGAUCCACAUUGUGGCCUUCGCAGAGGAGGAUGAUCCGGAUGGGUUUGAGUUCCUGGAGAUCCUGAAGGACGUGGCCCGGGACAACACGGACAACCCUGACCUCAGCAUCCUCUGGAUCGACCCUGAGGAUUUCCCACUGCUCAUCCCUUACUGGGAGAAAACCUUCAACAUCGACCUGUCCCGUCCCCAGAUUGGGGUGGUCAACGUCACCGACGCCGACAGCGUGUGGCUGGAGAUGGCGGACGAGGACGACCUGCCCAGCCCGGCAGAGCUGGAGGAGUGGAUCGAGGACGUGCUGGCAGGCGAGAUCAACACCGAGGACGACGACGAGGAUGAUGACGAUGAUGAUGAUGAUGACGAUGACGACUAGGCCUUGUGCUGGGCCUCCGUACCCGUCCCUGUCCUUGAGCGAGCCAUUAAAGUACCCAAAGAA